AUGGCAACAGUCGAUGAGUACAAACCAGUAGUUGCAUGGCAGUUCGGUGCAAACGGUAGUCUUCAGCCAGCCAACUCAGCAGAUCUCGAAUGGACACCAUACGAAACCACUAUUAGUGAUAUAAUUGAAAAUGCAUUUCAAGAACGCCAAGAGCGUGUCGUUAUUGGUGAUUAUUACAUCGACUUUACGCAUGACCCAAUACUACAAAUAAGCAAAUAUGAUAAAAAUUGUAAGACGCCGGUCAGACGACAAAAUGGCUUGCAAGAUUCGAACUCAAUAAAACGUCUAGAACGUUUCAGUGUUGCCGAAAAGCCCAAAGUUAAAUCCAUGAAAAGUUCUAGUGUGGAUAUAUCCCCUUUUAUUGCUGAAUGGAUCCGUCGAAAUCCAAAUCACAAAUUCAAAGGAAACAUUGUGGAACUUUUAGCAACUGGCCUUGCAGAAGAAGCUAGACUAAUCGGAAAAAUUGACCAAACAAAGUACAUUCUUGAACGUAUCCAAAAAUCCAAAGGUGCUUCUCACGAUGAACUAGCAAAGUUAUGUGUGAUUAUUUAUACGGAAGACACGUGGAUUUACAAGACGGUUAACGCUGUUCUACGCGAAGAGGAUAUGACCAAAGUGGACACAUUGGGUCCAUUUUGUUAUUUAGUCCAUAUGUACUUAUGCGCACCUCAUACGAGAAAAAAGGGUGAACAGAUUGUCUAUCGAAGCAUGAAUUUGAAGCCUGAAGACAUCGAAAUAUACAAGGAAUCAGUCGGUCAAGUUAGAUGUUGGCUUGGAUUUUCGUCGACAAGUCGAAACAGAGCUCAAGCUUUCGUUGCAAACACUCUGUUCAUUAUCCGAUUUGAAGGAGAAAUCUCACAGCGAUUUCCCGGCAGAGAAAUAUCCAACCUAUCGACAUAUCCAACAGAAGAAGAGGUGUUGCUUUAUCCAGGUGCUGAUUUUCGCGUUGAAGAAGUGGAAGAGAACGUGGGGACUGGAAGACAAACCAUCGUUCGUCUAUGUCUUAUGUGA
Messenger RNA from Adineta ricciae, 1011 nucleotides. The record is from the annotation of a GenBank genome assembly. Lineage: Eukaryota; Metazoa; Rotifera; Eurotatoria; Adinetida; Adinetidae.